Arachis duranensis is the source of this 1266-nucleotide messenger RNA. RefSeq names its product BURP domain protein RD22. Lineage: Eukaryota; Viridiplantae; Streptophyta; Magnoliopsida; Fabales; Fabaceae. The record is from RefSeq and is a predicted model, not a curated record.
CUUUAGCAUAUAAAUAUAGUGUAAGGAAGGGACAAUCAUUCAUUCAUCACCUUCUUUUAUAUAUCAUCUCAUCAAAGCACUUGUUGGUUUCAGCUUUAAUUUCCUUCAUUCCCAACAACAUGGACUUUCCUCUUCUACUACCCAUCUUUGCUAUACUUAAUUUAGUUGUGGUAGCAACCCAUGGUGGUGCCUUAUCUCCUGAACUUUACUGGAAGUCAGUGCUUCCCACAACACCCAUGCCAAAAGCCAUCACUAAUAUCUUGCACCCUGAUUGGAGGGAAGAGAAAAGCACAUAGAAAGCCCGGGGCCACUGCAGUCAACGUUGGCCACGGAGGGGUCCACGUUAACACCGGAAAAGGGACCAAUGUCAACGUUGGUGGCAAAGGUGGAGUUAGCGUCCAUGCCCCAGGUACACUUUCCAUUACCUUUAUCCUUUUCUUGUCUGCUGCUGCUUCAUCUUCCAUUGCCUUUGGAAUUAAAGGUGAAGAAAAGUAUUGUGCAACUUCAUUAGAAUCUAUGGUAGAUUUCAGCACAUCGAAACUUGGAAAAAAUGUUGAUCUAGUGUCUACCGAAAUAAGCAAAGAAACAAAGCUGCAGAGUUACAAGGUUGCAGCCGGUGUGAAGAAGAUAAACCAUGGGAAUAAAGCUGUUGUGUGCCACAAACAAAAUUAUCCUUAUGCUGUGUUUUAUUGCCACAAAACAGAAACUAUCAUGGCUUUCAAGGUGCCUUUGGAGGGUGCUGAUGGAAGCAGAGUUAAAGCCGCCGCCGUCUGCCACACCGAUACCUCUGGAUGGAACCCCAAGCAUUUGGCUUUUCAAGUGCUGAAAGUUAAGCCUGGAACACCAGUGUGCCACUUCCUUCCUGAGGAUCAUGUUGUCUGGGUUUCCAAGUAGAUGUGCCAUUUAAUGUAAGCUUAUGAAUAAUAACUAAUAGAACUUGAUUUGGAUGUUUUUUUUUUGGAAUUCGUAUAGUACUUAUUUACAUAAAAAUAUUUUUAUGUAAAAAUGAUAGUUAAGAUUGAUAUUCACACGACGUAAUUUUAAUAAUUAUUGACUAUCAUUUUUACACAAAAAUAUUUUUAUGUAAAUAGCUACCAUUAUAUAUAUAUAAUCUUGCUAGUGUUUCGUGUGGUUUUCUUGCACAUUACCUAGCUUAUAUUAUUAUGUAGAAUUUAGAUACGAUAUAUGAUAUAUGAUAUAUCAUCAUAUGUAUUUUAUGAACAUUUAUACUUCAUAUUAUAUGAUAUAUUAAUUAUUGUGGCUUCA